AUGGACGCCAAGACCUCGGCAUCAUGCGAUCCGACCGUGAUCAUGACUCACUUGCGGGAACUCAGCAGUCAAGCAGCCAGUAUUGUUAGAGCUCUAAAGUAUGGGAGGGUGCAACUUGGUCACGAAGAGUACAAGUCCUUGGAGGCUGCAAGCAUGGACCUUAACAAGACUGUAGCGACUGUUACGGAGGAGGUCAAGUCACUGGGAAGACGGCGGAAGGAUGCAAUUGUCGCAGAAGGACAAAAACUUUUGUCUCAGGCAGAAAACGUUAAAUCAGACAUGAUGAGGACAAAUGAGUUGAAAAAUCGCGUCAUCUUUAUACGGAACAUGCAGUUAUUCUUCAAUCCUCCAGAAGGGUCAAAACUUGACUCGCCGCCUGUCCAAAAAAGGAAGAAGUUAACUCGUGAACGUUGUGAAAUGAUUCGCAGGCUUCCUCCGAGUGCAGCAAUUAUCUGGGCAGCAGCCUUUCCUCCCAGUGCUUGGGAUUCGAACAUCAUGUCUAAAAGCCUAUUCGAUUACGUUAUCGAGUUUCUGACUCCUGAAAAAGAUGAAAAAGAACUGCGAUACCCUGCCAGUUUAUACGAGAUCUUAACGGCGCUGGCAGCUGAGCAGCCACUCCAGAAUUCAACCGAAUUUGAAGCGUUCUUGGCCAAUCUAUAUAAUGAAGUAGGAAGCGACCACAUAACCCCGCGUGCAGAGCAAAAAUCUCACGUUACUGGUGUGAACGAAGCGGCACAAGAAGUCAUUGAAAUGGCAUUCCUUGUUCCAGGUUCCAAAAUGGACAGACUUCUAGAACUCCAUUCGUUGUCCGCAAACCGUCAUAGCAUUAUCCUUACGAUUCCCAUUGAAGACCGUGUUGCGACUGUUGUUAUCUCUAUACCGCGUGACGAUGCUAUCCGAUUCGGCCACCAAUUCUCUUUGCCAGUGAUAUUUAACUCAAAUCCUUUUUCCUCGUAA
This is a messenger RNA of Aspergillus luchuensis, 957 nucleotides long. RefSeq lists its product as uncharacterized. Lineage: Eukaryota; Fungi; Ascomycota; Eurotiomycetes; Eurotiales; Aspergillaceae. Bases 1 to 957 code for a protein of 318 amino acids. The transcript has 3 exons. The record is from RefSeq and is a predicted model, not a curated record.